Molecule: messenger RNA, 1736 nt
Organism: Drosophila kikkawai
Lineage: Eukaryota; Metazoa; Arthropoda; Insecta; Diptera; Drosophilidae
Gene: Regnase-1
Product: Regnase 1
Cellular component (GO): cytoplasmic ribonucleoprotein granule; nucleus
Molecular function (GO): RNA endonuclease activity; mRNA binding
Source: RefSeq, a predicted model, not a curated record
UGCAACAAAAACAACAACACGGAAGUCUGUAAAUGUAAAUAGACGGAACUUGUUGCAGAGACGGUUAAAAAUACAACAAAUCGGAGUUGCCGAGUAGCAGAAGCAAGCAGCCACAGGAGAGCCACCAGCUGGUCAACUAAAUGCGCAUCAAAAUGAAUUGCGAAGUGCACGAGCAGCAAAAACAUCAGCCACAGCAACAACAGCAGCAACAACAGCAGCAAGGCAGCAACAAGUUGCCAGUGAGAAAGCAGGAGAGCUGCUCCGACGACGACGAAAGCCUCGGCCCCAGCCUCAACCGGACGGAGCGCCAGAAUCUGGAGUUCGCCAAGAAGCUGGGCUACAGCGAGCAGUCCAUCCACUCGGCGCUGACCCGCCUGGGAUCGGAGGCCAAGCAAAAUGAGCUUCUGGCGGAGCUGAUCAAGCUGACUGCCGACGCCCCCCGACCCAGUAAUCCGGGGACCAAUAGCAUCCCCUCCGUCAGCAAUGCCAGCCCCGCUGUCGGCUCGAUAAGCACCGCCCUGCGACACAUCGUCAUCGAUGGCAGCAACGUGGCCCUGUCGCACGGCAACAACCUGGUCUUCUCCUGCCGCGGCAUCCGCAUCUGUGUGGACUGGUUCCGGCAGAGGGGUCACCGCGACAUCACUGCCUUCGUGCCGAAUUGGCGCAAGGAAUUGGCCAACAACAACAUCGCCGACCAGGAGCUGCUCUACGAGCUGGAACACGAGCGCGUGCUGGUGUUCACGCCAUCGCGACAUCUGGACGGCAAACGUGUGUCCUGCUAUGACGAUCGGUUUAUCCUCAAGCUGGCCGUGGAAACGGACGGUAUUGUGGUGUCGAACGACAACUACAGGGAUCUGAUCCUGGAGAGCAACGAAUUCCGGAGAGUGGUGCAAGAGCGCCUGCUGAUGUACUCCUUUGUGAACGACAUUUUCAUGCCGCCCGACGAUCCGCUGGGCAGAUCGGGCCCCAACCUGGACCUAUUCCUCUGCUCGCAGACGCAGCAGAAAAUGGUGGAUGCACAGCAGCUGUGUCCCUACGGUAAGAAGUGCACCUACGGGCAGAAGUGCAAGUUUCGGCAUCACAAUCAGGGACCGCUGCUCCAGCGCCUGCCGCUUCAGGCCUCCCACAGCGCUCCCCUGCACAGCAAUGGGGGCCAGCAGGUGCUCAGUCCGGGUGUCAACAACAACAUUAAGAUCAGCUCGCUCAUCAGCCGGGAGCCCCUGGGACGCACUAAAUCGAAUACCAUCGAGCAGGUGUGCCAGGGCUUCUCGGCCCAAAUGGACCUGUCCGAGGGUUCGGCGGAUUCCAGCCAACCGAAUCGCCACAAGAAGCUGCAGCGCCAACAGCCGCCGCCCGCCUAUCGCCUUCUGGUGCCCACCUACAGUGCACCUCUCCAGCAGCAGCAGCAGCAACAUCAACAGUCAAACACGUCCAGCUCCAACUAUCACCAUCAGUAUCUGACGCGCACGCCCUCCGCCCCGGUCACAGACCAGGGAUUGGUACAGCCACUGCCCGCUCGCAACUUUGUCCACCUUUCCGCCUCCGAUUCGCGCAUCAAUGAGGAACUCCACAGCUCACACCAACUGCCCCGGGAGGAGCAGCGUCGUCUGCUGCGGUAUCACUUGGGUAGUCUAUUUCCGCCGCACCAGGUGCACGCCGUCCUGCAGCUGUAUCCCGAGGAGACCGACGCUAAGACCAUCUGCGCAGCUAUUCUUAAUUUAUUUCCGCAUAAUUAG